AAUAAUAAAUAUUGAAGAAUGUGCUUAAUAUUAAUAUCUAUAAAAAUAAAAAUAUGAAUAAAAAUAUAUAUUUCACAUAUAAUUAGACAAAAAUUUAAAAGUAUGGAAACUCAAGAAGAUUGUACAAUUAGAAGGGGACAAUCUAUUCGACGUUAUCAAAAUGAUUUCAAAUCUGAUGCACGUACUUCAACUUCAAUGAUAAUAAAUCAAUCACAAUACAUAAAUAUUGGAAGAUCUAUUGUAAGAAUAGCUAUAUAUUUAACAACUGGAAUUUUUUUAACAAUGGAUAUUGAAUCUAAUUCUACUGCACAUCAAAUCCUUACAAUGAUACAGUCAGAAGGAGAGUUAGGAUUAACAAGAAUCCCUUCAUUCACUGGUCAAACAGUUUUUGCCUUAUGGCUUUGUUCUUCAAGAUUAGAGGUUCAAUUACGUCCGAAUCACAAACCUAUAGAAUUGGCUGCAAAAUGGAAUCGUUUAGUAAAAAAAUAUAGUUCUCAAAGAGAAGAAACAGAUGAAGAACCUUUGCUAUGUCUUAGACGAAAUGUGUUUCUUUCUCGAUCAGAUGAGGAGCAAAUAAAAGAAAUUAAAGUAUUAGAAUUAUUAUAUGCAGAAGCCAGAAAUAAUGUAUUGCAAGGACGUUAUCCAUGCGAAGGACAGGCACGAUAUGCAAGUUUGGGAGCUUUGCAAGCACGUAUUGAACUGGGUCCAUAUAAUCCUCAAAAUCAUACAUUAGCAUUUUUUAGAAGAUAUCGUGGUCGAUUCUUGCCUCAUCAUUAUACAUCUCCUAGUCUCUUAUUAGGAUUAGGUGUUGGUUUAGGCCUAGUUGGUGGAAAAGGAGCACCUGAAGCUCGCUUACUUGAACAAUACAAACGAAUACCUAAUCACACAGGAACUAAUACGAAUUCGAGGAAACUAAUUAGAAAAUACUUAGAGUUUUGCUGGAAUUUACCAUGUUAUGGUGCGGCUUUUUUUCAAGGACAAAUUGAACGUCCUGUAAGAAGUCUUGCAUCUUGGAUUACAAAUCGUGAUAUGUAUAUACUCAUUGCUAUUAAUUCAUCAGGAGUAUAUAUCGUAGACGAUAUUCAAUGUAGUUUAUUAUUGGGUCUAAGAUAUUCAGAGUUAAGUUGGGAAAUGGCGAAACCUUCAGAUGAAAAUAAUUCGGAUUGUCUACCAUGUUUAUUUCUACAGUUUCCUGUGCGAGAAAAUGGAACACAAGUUUAUAAAAUUCUACAAGUAUUCUCAAGACAAGCAAUAAUGAUGGAUAUAUUAAUUUCUGGCUUUGCUGAAGAACAUCGUCGUCAUAGAAGUAAUAAUGAUAUUACGAAUAGUGAUCGUUUAACAGACCAUAUGAUUGGUUCUAAUACUGGAAGUUUUACUAAUAAACUUAGUAAAUUUACAUUAGCCACUUUUGAUGAUGAAGGUCGAUGUAUUGGACAAAUGGGUUCUUGGUCCUUUCAAUAAAAUAAAUUGUUUAUACUAUAUAUCUGUUUUUUUUCAAAAAUACAUUAAACUUUCUUUAAUUAUCGCAAGAUGUGGAUUUUGUUGUAAAUUAUUUAUCAAC
This is a messenger RNA of Apis laboriosa (Himalayan honeybee), 1561 nucleotides long. It is a transcript of the gene Bili, whose product is annotated as FERM domain-containing protein 8. Lineage: Eukaryota; Metazoa; Arthropoda; Insecta; Hymenoptera; Apidae. The transcript has 6 exons. The record is from RefSeq and is a predicted model, not a curated record. Gene Ontology annotation, cellular component: cytoskeleton; plasma membrane. Gene Ontology annotation, biological process: negative regulation of canonical Wnt signaling pathway. The coding region runs from base 103 to 1461 and encodes 452 amino acids.